GAUGAUCUGAUGUUUUCAAACGAAUUAUUUAAACCCGCUUCCUUGCGUUCUUUCAUUCUUUGAUUCUUGGUCUGGGAUUAAACUAAGCCCUUUCCCCCCACCCCCCCUCUCUCUCUCUCGGUAUUCAUGGAGUUAUUUGGAAAUUGCUGUAGUUUUCUAGUUGCUUUCCUUGUUCAUUCUCAGAGAUCCUCUCCGGGUAUAAGCAUUUACCUAUGUCACAAGCUAUUUGGUGCUUAACACACUCAGUUUGAAAUUUUAAUUUGGAGAAAGCUUGAUGUUCUUCCUUAGCUUGAUUGAGCAUACUUUGCGUUUGCCCCCUCAUCUACUUAAACUUCCUUUGGAUGAAGCAAUUAAAGGAGAACUCGAGGCACUUUUCUUGGAUAAGGUUAUCCCGAAUUUGGGGCUUUGCAUCUCCAUUUAUGACAUUGGAGAUAUUAAAGAUGGCUUCAUCUAUCCUGGAGAUGGUGCUUCAACCUAUACGGUGCAGUUCAGAUUGAUUAUGUUUCGGCCAUUUGUGGGAGAGAUUAUUGUUGGAAAGUUAAAAUCAUCUGAUGCUAAUGGUUUAAAUUUGUCUGUUGGUUUCUUUGAUGACAUCCAUAUACCUGUCCAUCUUCUGCCUAAUCCAUCCAGUCUUACACUCGACCCAGAGAACAAGCAUGAAGGCAUAUGGACAUGGGAAUUUCAAGAUGAACAAUACCCAAUAGAUGGAAAAGAUGAGAUUCGAUUCCGAGUUCAUAGUAUUAGUUAUCCUCCAAUCCCAAUUGAGCAAGAAAAAGAAGCAAAGCCAUUUGCUCCUAUGGUGAUCACUGGAUCACUUGAUUAUGAUGGUUUGGGUCCUAUUUCAUGGUGGGUAUAGGAGAACCUUGAAAAUCUUGAACGGAUUGUGGUUUUCCAAGCUGAUUGUGUAACUCCGAAGAAAGUCAGGGUGAUGCCUUUUGUCACGAGUAAUUUCUCCUUGGCUAUAUUGAAUGUAACAUAUAAUGUCAAGAGGCUUUUUCUGCUCUGAUUUUCUCAUUAUUUACCCAUAUUCUAACCUUAUUUCUUCUCAUAAGAUUUUUGAAAGAGAAAUGUAUAAUCUGGA
Molecule: messenger RNA, 1081 nt
Organism: Nelumbo nucifera (sacred lotus)
Lineage: Eukaryota; Viridiplantae; Streptophyta; Magnoliopsida; Proteales; Nelumbonaceae
Biological process (GO): transcription initiation at RNA polymerase III promoter; DNA-templated transcription
Cellular component (GO): RNA polymerase III complex
Source: RefSeq, a predicted model, not a curated record